UCCCAAGCGUCCCUUCGGGCCUCCCAUAGCGCAAGCACCGUCGUGAUCAUGGCCUCGGUCCCGAAGUUUAGGUUGAACACCGGCGCCGAGAUGCCAGCCAUUGGUAUGGGUUGUUGGGCCGGCUUCUCAGAAGAGGAAGCGCAAGGGGCUGUGACGUGGUUCCUUACCGCCUUGAAGGCUGGCUAUAGGCACUUUGACACUGCAUGGCUGUACGGGACUGAAAAGUAUCUGGGGGAAGCUAUCCGACAAUCCGGCAUUCCGCGAGAAGAGCUAUGGAUCAACACGAAGUUACCGUGGCACCACGACCCCGCUCUCAAAUCGGUUGAAAAGUCUCUAGAUGAAAGUCUUCGGACGAUAGGAAUUGAUUAUGUCGACUCCUAUUUGUUGCAUUGGCCCCAGGUCGUCGACUGGCAAGAUGGCGUAGGCGCUCUGGAAAUGCUCCGCACAGCAGCGAAGCUCUUCCAGGAAGGCAAGGAGCCCGUCUCUGCCAAGGGCUCACCAGCAUUCAACGAGACCUGGAAAGGAAUGGAGGCAGUCUACCGGAAAGGGAAGGCGAGAAAUAUUGGAGUGAGCAAUUUCUCUAUCAAAACGCUGAACAAGCUUUUGGAGACGGCUGCAGUGGUGCCUGCGAUAAACCAAGUCGAGAUGCAUCCGUACCUCGUUCAGGAGGACCUCAAGGUGUAUUGUGACGCAAAGGGCAUCAGGCUUGUCGCGUACACUGCAACAGGAUAUAGCGCUGUUCUCACAAAUCCCGUCAUUGUCGAGCUGGCAGAGAAGUAUAGGACUUCAGCAGCCCAGGUCGUACUCGCAUGGCACCUAGCUCGCGGAGUCAUUGUCGUGCCCAAGAGCGCCGACCCACAGAGGCAGAAGGACAACCUCACCUUGCCUGCUCUCGACCCGAAGGACGUGCAACGGAUUAGUACGCUGGAUCGCAAUGAGCGGUACAACAAAGCUGGUCCUACUGGAAAGGUGAACGGCUGGACACACGAACAGCUCGGGUGGUAGGCCCUUGUGACGCACUCGAUGUUCAGACGCAUCCUAGUCCACUCUGAACACCGGCCAUCCCGGUGCGUUUGUACCACCUGCUUUACA
Messenger RNA from Fomitopsis serialis, 1092 nucleotides. Its product is annotated as NADP-dependent oxidoreductase domain-containing protein. Gene Ontology annotation, cellular component: cytosol. The transcript is spliced from 9 exons. The coding region runs from base 49 to 1005 and encodes 318 amino acids. Gene Ontology annotation, molecular function: aldose reductase (NADPH) activity. Lineage: Eukaryota; Fungi; Basidiomycota; Agaricomycetes; Polyporales; Fomitopsidaceae. The record is from RefSeq and is a predicted model, not a curated record.